Messenger RNA from Lepisosteus oculatus (spotted gar), 2408 nucleotides. Its product is annotated as plastin-1. Gene Ontology annotation, cellular component: actin filament; cytoplasm; actin filament bundle. Gene Ontology annotation, biological process: actin filament bundle assembly; actin filament network formation. The record is from RefSeq and is a predicted model, not a curated record. NCBI's taxonomy places the organism in Eukaryota, Metazoa, Chordata, Actinopteri, Semionotiformes, Lepisosteidae. Gene Ontology annotation, molecular function: actin filament binding; calcium ion binding.
UCCUCAUGUUUUGUUCCUUAUGUCUCUUACGUGUCUAAUAUGCUUCAGGAAACAUGACAAGUGCAGCAGAGAACUGACAUAGACCUAACUAGAAGGAAGAAAUCAUCCCUCACUGUGUAGGAAAGUGGUGUUGCCUGCCUUGGCUUUCUCUGAAUACCAAGGGAUUAUUAAACGGUGAGGGAAACACUUGGGCUGCUGGAAGAUGGAGAACAAUGUAACACAAAUCUCACGGGAGGACCUGGAGGAAUUAAGAGAAGCUUUCAAUAAGAUAGACAUUGAUAACAGCGGCUAUGUCAGUGACUUUGAACUCCAGGAGUUGUUCAAAGAAGCCAGGUUCUCUCUUCCAGGGUUUAAAGUUCGAGAAAUUGUGGAGAAAAUGAUGGGGGCUGGGGACCACAAUAAGGAUGAUAGGUUAUCUUUUGAAGAGUUUGUAUCGAUCUACCAGGAGCUUAAAAGCAAAGAGGUCAGAGAGUCAUUUCGUAAAGCCAUUAACAAAAAGGAUGGAAUUAGGUCAUUUGGAGGGACCUCUGGUAUAUCCAGUGAAGGAACACAACACUCGUAUUCUGAUGAAGAAAAAGUUGCCUUUGUGAAUUGGAUUAACAAAGCUUUGGCAGAUGAUCCAGAUUGCAAACAUUUAUUGCCUAUGGCCCCAGAAAAUGAGAGUCUUUUUAAGUCUGUGAGGGAUGGCAUACUUCUUUGCAAAAUGAUAAACUUUUCUCAACCUGAUACCAUUGAUGAGAGGGUUAUAAAUAUGAAGAAACUAACAACGUUUACCAUUACUGAAAAUUUGGUACUCGCUUUGAAUUCAGCUUCUGCCAUUGGCUGUACUGUGGUCAAUAUUGAUGCCCAGGACCUGAUGGCAGGAAAACCUCACUUGGCGCUGGGUCUUCUGUGGCAGAUCAUCAAAAUUGGCCUGUUUGCUGACAUCGAGAUAUCCAGAAAUGAAGCUCUCAUUGCUCUGCUGGGGGAGGGAGAGGAGCUGGACCAAUUGCUGUCCAUGUCCCCAGAGGAGCUGCUCCUGCGCUGGUUCAACUACCACCUGGCCAACGCUGGCUGGGAACCCAUCAGAAACUUCAGCGAUGAUAUCAAGGAUUCCAAAGCCUACUUUCACCUACUGAAUCAAAUAGCACCCAAAGGAAACCAUGACGAUGAAAUCAGGAUUGAUAUUGACAUGUCGGGAUUUAAUGAGAGAGAUGAGACUCAGAGGGCAGAGCUCAUGCUUCAGCAGGCAGCCAGGCUGGACUGCAGACAGUUCGUCACCCCAGCAGAUGUCAUUAAUGGGAACCAAAAGCUUAACAUGGCCUUUGUGGCCAACCUGUUCAACACCCACCCUGCUCUAAACAAGCCACUCAACAGCGGCAUCGAUUAUACUUUGUUGGAAGGGGAGACGAGAGAGGAAAGAACAUUCCGGAACUGGAUGAAUUCCUUAGGGGUGAACCCCCAUGUCAACCACCUGUAUCGCGAUCUCACGGAUGCCUUAGUGAUCCUCCAGCUCUAUGAAAAAAUCGAGAUUCCUGUGGACCAGCGCAAAGUGAACAGGCCUCCUUACCCUGCGAUAGGAAGCAAUAUGAGAAAGCUUGAAAACUGUAACUAUGCAGUUGACCUUGGGAAAAGAGAAGCUAAGUUCUCUCUGGUUGGGAUUGGGGGAGAAAACAUUAAUGAAGGCAAUAAAACUCAUACUUUGGCUUUGGUCUGGCAAAUCAUGAGAAGGUAUACUUUGAAAGUUCUUUCUGAUCUUGGGGAUGGAGCAAAAGUCACAGAUGAAAUAAUCAUUAACUGGGUGAAUGCAACUUUACAAGAAGGCAAAAAGGAGACCUUUAUUACAAGCUUUAAGGACAAGUCCAUCAGCACUAGCUUGCCUGUGAUAGAUUUAAUAGACACCAUUGCCCCCAGUGCUAUCCGGGAGGAAAUGGUGAAGAGAGGGAAUUUUUCUGAUGAAGACAAGCUCAACAAUGCAAAGUAUGCAAUUUCUGUUUCUCGGAAGAUUGGAGCCCAAGUGUACGCGCUGCCAGAUGACUUGGUGGAAGUGAAGCCAACGAUGGUGAUGACGGUGUUUGCCUGUUUGAUGGGGAGAGGCCUGAAGAGUGUCAGAAAGUGAACUGAACGUGCUUUACUCUUUUACUGCCACUCGAAGUCCACUCAAGCAUAGGGCCUUUACAGUUUCCUUCACUUUAUCACAAACAAUUAGCAUCUCUCCAUCGCAAUAUUAAAAACACUGACCACAGCAAAUCCGUUUUCUGUGUUUGAAAAGAAAUCCUAUUUUCCAUUUGUUUUUCAACUGAAAUCUUACUUUCUUAAUGAGUCAAUAUAAGGAACUACUGUAUAUCAUGAAACUGCCACUGAUAAAAACAAUAUAUUAAAUACUGUAUAUCCUGCUUUUAAUUUUUUUUUUCAUGUUGCUUUUGCUC